Sander lucioperca (pikeperch) is the source of this 976-nucleotide messenger RNA. Its product is annotated as olfactory receptor 2K2-like. The record is from RefSeq and is a predicted model, not a curated record. Gene Ontology annotation, molecular function: olfactory receptor activity; G protein-coupled receptor activity. The transcript has 3 exons. The coding region runs from base 20 to 976 and encodes 318 amino acids. Gene Ontology annotation, biological process: G protein-coupled receptor signaling pathway. NCBI's taxonomy places the organism in Eukaryota, Metazoa, Chordata, Actinopteri, Perciformes, Percidae. Gene Ontology annotation, cellular component: membrane.
CAGAACUGCACUGUUUUGGAUGGAGAACGUAACAAUGGUAACUCCUCUCACACAGCCUAUCGUGUUCGAGCUGGAGGGCUUCUAUGUACCACCGGGCUAUGGCGUCUUCUUCUUCUUCUUGGCUCUGCUUAACUACAUGGUCAUGCUGUUGGGGAAUUGCGUGGUGCUGUGCGUCAUUGUCAUUGACAAGAACCUGCACAGACCCAUGUUCGUAAUGGUUUGUAACCUGGUAGUUUGUGAUCUGUUGGGGGCCACAGCGGUGCUGCCUCGCCUCAUGAUACACUUCUUGACGGGCCAGAAGAAAAUCGCCUACAUCCCAGCCAUCGCCCAGGCCUUCUCUGUGCACACGUACGGCGUCGCAGCGCAGACUAUUCUGGGUGUGAUGGCCUAUGACAGGUAUAUUGCUGUGUGUGAACCACUCAGGUAUCACACCAUCAUGACAUCAGCUCGGCUGCACUCCUGCUGCGCCCUGGCCUGGUUGGUUGCUCUGCUGUUUAUUGGUGUGCUCUUCGCCUGGCACGUGGAUACCCCGCUGUGUGGCAAUAUCAUCCAACACAUCUACUGCAGCAACCGUGGUAUCCUAGGCCUGGCCUGCAGUCCCACCCCUAUAAACAACAUUUAUGGUCUCUCCAUGUCCUGGUUUGUGAGUACAAGCAUCUUCCUCGUCAUUGCUUUUUCCUACUUCAGAAUCCUGCAUGCUUCUGUAAAACGAGGCAGAGCUGACAGCACCAUCCGAAGUAAGGCCUUUCAGACGUGCGCAUCGCACCUUGUUGUGUAUGUGCUCUACGAAAUAGCUUCAGUGGUCCUAAUUGUGAGUCAAAGGUUCCCUUCCAUCUCGCAAAAUAUCAAGAAGUUCUUCAGCAUCCUUUUCAUCAUCAUCCCACCAGUCAUUAACCCCAUUAUCUAUGGAUUGGUCAGUAAAGAAUUACGUGCAAGCAUCAUCAAGCAUUUAACCUAUGUCCAAGUCAGAAAAUGA